AUGUCGUCUCCUGGAAGGGCCACCGACCGAAUGGCUCUGGACGACGACCGCCAUUCUCGUUCUAGGUCUUGCUCCCGCACUCGCUCGCCGCGUUCUAGAUCUCGCUCUCGGUCGCGCACCCCAGCCUCGCAGUACUCGCGUCGCUCGCGAUCGCCAACAUCCAUGGACAGACGCAGAGACUCGCGCGCUCGCUCUCCAGCGCGCAAUGGCGGCGGCGGUGGUCGCUAUCGCUCUCGUUCUCGCUCCCACAGUCGCAGCAUUAGCCGUGGCCGUACCCGCUCACGCAGCCUGAGUCGCUCGCCUAGUCGGUCUCCACGCAGCCGCAGUCGCUCCAGGAGUUACUCGCGCGGUCGCGAUCGCAGCUACAGCCGCGGCUACAGCCGGUCGAGAAGCCGUUCUCGGAGUGAGAGCCCUCGCCAGAGGUCGACUAAGGUCGGUUGGCUACGAUAUUGCUCUGGAGGAAGUCGGCUGACAGGAUUGCAGAUUGUGGUUGAGCGCCUGACCAAGAACAUUACUGAGGACCAUCUCUGGGAAAUUUUCGGCCAGUAUGGUGAGAUUGAGGAUCUCGAUCUGCCCAUCAGCAGAGUUUCUGGAACCAACCGUGGCACAGCCUACAUCCUCUACUACAACGAGGACGACGCUCAACAAGCCAUAACCCACAUGCAUGAAGCCCAGCUCGACGGCAACAUCAUCCACGUCUCUAUUGUCCUGCCUCGCCGCAAGGUUUCUCCCCCCCCUCCUCUCGCCCGUCGUGGCCCUCGUGGUCCCCCCGCCAAUGUUCGUGCCGUUAUGCCUGGCGGUGGCGGCGGUCGUGGCGGCGGUCGUUAUGCUUCCCGCUCUGACGUCUAUCGCCCACGUUCCCUGUCUCGCUCUCGCUCUCGUUCGCCCCUGCCCCCGCCUAGCGGUGGCCGUCGGUACCGUUCCCGCACUCGGUCAAGGUCUCGCUCGCGAUCUGCGUCCUAUGAUUCCCGUUCUCGCUCUCGCUCUCGUUCUCGUUCUCCCCGCCGCGGUGGUGGCAGGUAUGGCGGAGGUAGCCGUCGCAAUGAAUCUUAUGAUCGCCGCCGCAGCGUCAGUCGCGAUAGUUAUGACCGGCGCAGUCGCAGUCGUAGCAGGACGCGCAGCCGGAGCAGGAGCUAUGAGCGUAGAUAA
This is a messenger RNA of Thermochaetoides thermophila DSM 1495, 1149 nucleotides long. Its product is annotated as putative RNA binding protein. Gene Ontology annotation, biological process: mRNA splicing, via spliceosome. Lineage: Eukaryota; Fungi; Ascomycota; Sordariomycetes; Sordariales; Chaetomiaceae. Gene Ontology annotation, molecular function: RNA binding. Gene Ontology annotation, cellular component: ASAP complex; nucleoplasm; cytoplasm. Bases 1 to 1149 code for a protein of 382 amino acids. The record is from RefSeq and is a predicted model, not a curated record. The transcript has 2 exons.